CCCGAGGAGGAGCGGAAGGUUCGGGCGGCGGAAAGUGUCUGUGAGACAAGGUCAUCAGAAGGGAACAGUUUUCAGACAGGAAUCUCAAACCAAACAUCACGAGGACUGACAGAAUUCAUCAGGAUCUGAAUAUAAUCAAGCCUGUAAUUUGAAAAACAAUUAUUUAAUCUGUUUUGUCAGCUUAAAACAUCAGCAGGACUGGGACAGCACUACAUCUGAGUUAAAGUAUUCCAGUGCACUGCUUUAACCAGUUACACAGCAUGAUUGAGAAUGUUCCAAUGAACUCAUUGUGGGAAAAGCUUUAACCAGUUACGCAUCCUGGAAAAAAACAUUGUACUGUUCACAUCAUUGACUGAACAAGUGUCCUAUGUGAACAAGGCUUUGAUUGGCUUCUGUCCAAGCCAGAGAGAUUCAAAGACUUAAGUUCAUCCACACUAUGGAGAAACCAUGGAAAUGUAGAGUCUGUGGGAAGGGAUUUUCUACACCAUCUGCACUGGAAACUCAUCAACGCAGUCACACGGGGGAAAGGCCAUUCACCUGCUCUGAGUGUGGAAAGGCAUUCACUCAGUCAUCUUCCCUUCUGAAACACAGGCAAGUUCACACUGGGGAGAGACCAUUCACAUGUUCGGAGUGUGGGAAGAGAUUUAGUAAUUCAUCUCACCUGCUGACACACCAGAGGGUUCAUACUGGAGAAAGGCCAUUCAUCUGCUCUGAGUGUGGGAAGGCAUUCACUCAGUCAUCCAACUUGCUGAUGCAUCAGCGGGUUCACACUGGGGAGAGACCAUUCACUUGCUGUGAGUGUGGGAAGGGAUUCAGUGACUCAUCUGCCCUGCUGACUCACCAGCAUAUUCACACUGGAGAGAGGCCAUUCAUAUGCUCUGAGUGUGGGAAGGGAUUCACUCAGUCAUCCAAUCUGCUGACACACCAGCGGGUUCACACUGGGGAGAGACCGUUCACAUGUUCUGAAUGUGGGAAGGGAUUCACUCAGUUAGCUCACCUGCUGACACACCAGCAUGUACACAGUGGGAAGAGGCCAUUCACCUGUCCAGUGUGUGGAAAGGGGUUCAUUCAGUCCUGCAACUUGGUGAUGCACCAGCGAGUUCACACUGGGGAGAGGCCAUCUAUCUGCUCUGAGUGUGGGAAGGCAUUCAGAGAUUCAUCCACUCUGCUGACUCAUCAGCGAAUUCACACUGGGGAGAGGCCAUUCAUCUGCUCUGUUUGUGGGAAGGGAUUCAGUCAAUCAACCAGUCUGCAGAGACACUGGCGAGUUCACACCAGGGAGAAACUGUUUACCUGCUCUGAGUGUGGGAACGGAUUCUCUCAUUUAUCUAGCCUGCUGAGACACCAGCGAGUUCACGAAUGAUUACAGGGAGUGGAUUCUGAUGAAGCUGUUAAUCACAUCUGGGAUUGAACCAUGUUCAUUCUGACAGUGAGUGAAGCGAGAGACUCAAAGGAUUUCCUUCAGCUGGACUUCAGUAAGAUUGGUCUUACUGCUUUACUUCUACUGGGGCUAUUUGAGUUGGGGGUGCACCUUUCCACUGAACUGAUUCGCAAAAGCUGAAGAACUACAUGCAUUUUGUCCUGGAGAUAAAAUAGUGUUUUUGCAAUCUCUACAAGUAAAUAUAGACUUUUGUCCCUGAGUUAUUGACUUUGCAAUUUGGGGUCAGGCCAGUCUAGUCAGCUCCUUUGGUCUAUGUCAGUAUUUAUGUUCCACCUGAGUCUCCAGGAACACAUUCCCAUCAGCAUAUCUAUCUAUUCCUUUCUCCCUCAUGUACAGGGUGUUCUGGUAUAAUGUGACAGUUGCGUUCCUCUGCAGCCUCGUGCUAUAGAAGAUCACAUUACAGAAAAUCACAUUGUAGAAGUAUGUUAUAGAAAAUCACUAUAUCCGCUCAAACAGCAUCCACAAUUCGUUGAUUGCAUUAUAGCCAAUUCAUGCUGAUGCAACAUGCAUUAUACCAGAAUGACCUGUAUCUAGCUUCAGCUAUAAUGUGCUAAUUGUAUUCAAUGUCACUACUGGCUGAUCAGCAAUAUCCACAUUCCCACCACUCACUGCGAAAGAGACUUUUUCUCUCAAAUUUCCUACUGUACUCAUUUAUAAUCUUAAACACUGCCAUCAAGACACCUGUCAAUCUUCUCUUUUCUCGAGACAUAUGUCCCAGUCUAUUCAACUUUUCUUGAGUUGCAUGUUAAUGCACUCAAUUAAUGCGAAUCAGUGUUGCACCUUCUUCAAUGUCUGUUUUCUUUUUCUCAGUUCGGCUCUUACAAAUGUAGAUAGUACUCCAUGUGUAGGCUAAAAUGUAGUUAAGACCAAUGAGACACAGAAGCUGAAGUGGGAUAAUCAAAUCUGGGAUCAUCAAGUGUAAUCGGGGGUAAUCUGAUAAUCCGGAACUCCAUUUUCCUGCCUCUACUUUCCUCCCUUUAACCCUCGAUUCCCUUACUGAUUAAAAAUCUGUGCAUCUCAGUCUUGAAUAUACCUAAUGACCCAGCCUCAAUAGCCCUCUGCAGUAAAGAAUUCCACAGAUUCACUGAGCUCUGAGAAGAAGUUCCUCCUCUUUCUUAAAUACAUGACACCCUAUUAUGUCCCCUAGUCCUAAACUCUCCCACAAGGGAAACUACUUUCCCAUACCCGCCCUGUCCAGCCUUCUACAUAAAUUGUCUAUUUCAAUAAGAUUGCCUCUCAUGCAUCUAAUGAAAUGUUUGCUGAUGCCAUUCAGAAUUGCUGACUGCACAUAUUCACCUC
Molecule: messenger RNA, 2740 nt
Organism: Hemiscyllium ocellatum (epaulette shark)
Lineage: Eukaryota; Metazoa; Chordata; Chondrichthyes; Orectolobiformes; Hemiscylliidae
Product: zinc finger protein 239-like
Exons: 2
Coding region: 437-1363 (308 amino acids)
Biological process (GO): regulation of transcription by RNA polymerase II
Molecular function (GO): DNA-binding transcription factor activity; RNA polymerase II cis-regulatory region sequence-specific DNA binding
Source: RefSeq, a predicted model, not a curated record